AUGUCGAGACCAAGCCAGCCCAUGUUCCAACGCACAUCUUCAGGUACAAAUCUUGCGGAUAUUGGCCCGUCAUCAGUCAAACGAUCAUCAUUCCAGCCUAAAAAUGUCCUUCAGACUCCAGGAAUGACGAGACAAUUUUCUGAUGCAGAGAGGCGAAGCAGCAUCUACAGGCCAAGGCAGUCGACGGUGGGGGGCGUGAACAAUCACCAAGGCUUCUUUCAGACAACGCUGCAGCCUGCCGGUGUGCCAAAGGACCCUCGCCCUCUGAAGGAUAGAUCUUUCCAAAUGAGGAUGGGUCAAGAGUUGAUGGAGUACAUGGCACAGAACGAUUUCGAAAUGCAAAUGAGCCAUACCUUGUCGCCAAAUGUCAUGAAGUCUCCAACCCAAAAGGACUUCAAUUACAUGUUUCAGUGGCUGUACCAUCGCAUUGACCCCGGCCAUAGGUUUUUGAAAAACAUUGACCAGGAAGUCCCGCCCAUCUUGAAGCAGCUUAGGUAUCCAUUCGAGAGGAGCAUUACCAAAAGCCAGCUAGCUGCCGUUGGUGGCCAAAAUUGGAGCACUUUUUUGGGUCUCUUGUAUUGGAUGAUGCAGCUGGUGCAAAUGUUGGAGGGCUAUGCUGCCAACAAGUACGCUGAUGCCUGCCUGGAGGCUGGUGUGGAUGUUAGCGACGACCACAUUAUUUUUGACUUUUUGAGCACGGCGUACAAGGACUGGCUCGCCAUGGACGACGAUACGGGCGAUGACGAUGCCGAACGGAUUCUUGCACCACACAUCGACGCCAUGGCCAGAGCUUUCGAGGAUUCAAACGCCAAGUAUGUUUCGGAGCUUGAAAUGCUCGAGGCCGAGAACGCAAGACUGCACAAGGAAAUUGAAGACCUGGAAAAAGCAACACCUGACCCAGCCGUACUAGAUGAUCAUUUCAAAAUCAUGGAGGAGGACAAGACUAAAUUUGAAGAAUACAACAACUUGGCUCUACAGCGAUCUGAGAAGUACGAGCAUCGCAUUCAGGUUCUACAUGAAGAACUGGACAAGGUAGUAGACGAAUUGAAAGAAGUGGAAGAUGAACGAAGAAGCCUUCAAAGGGCGGUUGAUGCACAGGGUAUUAGCAUGCAGGAUAUUGACCGCAUGAACUCUGAGCGCGAGCGCCUGCAGAAGGGCAUUGAAACUGCUAGCCAGAGGCUUGAUGAGAUCAAGAAGAAGGUUGCAGAGAAGGAGUCAGAAGCUGGCCAAAAACUCGAAGAACUUGAGCGCACGGUAGACAAGUACAAUACUCUUGCUUAUCAAAUUGCCGUGAUCCCGGCCACAGCGGCCAAUGCCCGGGGUCGAGAUUAUGAACUGCAACUCACCAUCAACGACAGCUCGGAUUUUACGUCGACCAACCUCAACGCGUCUCGUAAUAUGGCGCCAUCAGCUGAACGUUUAUUAGCCGAUGCAACAACAGGAUACCAAGCCGGCCACAUUCUUAACCUCGAUCUUCGAGGACAAAUUCGAAGCAACUUCCUGAUGCUACGGAAGGAAAUCUCUGAUAGACGAAGUGCGGCCAUGGAAGACAUGAUGAAAGAUCAUGACUUGCUGGACGGUAUCAAGGAGGCCAUUGAGGACAAGCGCAACGAAGUCGAAGCGCUGCAACACCGUGUACGAGCGGCUGGGGAAGAAUACGAAAAGACGAGAGAGGUGACUACGGCCCAGAAAUUGAGUUCGGAUGCACAGAUUGAGAAGAUGGAGAAGGAGUUGUCCAGGAUGCGAGCUGGAUUGUCAGAAUCUGUCCAACUCCUGGAACAACGCGAAAUCAACACAACUAUUGAAUACGAGCAGCUUGUCUUGAGGGCAAGCUCUUUGCGCGAGGAGCUGCACACAGAAAUUGAUCGCAUGCUAAAUGACGUAAUCAAGUUCAAAAUACAUGUCCAGAAAAACUUGGAUGACUAUGAGGGUUUUGUGGCAGAUGAACUAGAGAAGGAACUCGGGGUCGAUGAUCACAAGGAUGACACCCGAGGCAUGGAUCUGUGA
Messenger RNA from Metarhizium brunneum ARSEF 3297, 2007 nucleotides. RefSeq lists its product as uncharacterized. The record is from RefSeq and is a predicted model, not a curated record. Lineage: Eukaryota; Fungi; Ascomycota; Sordariomycetes; Hypocreales; Clavicipitaceae. Gene Ontology annotation, cellular component: Ndc80 complex. Gene Ontology annotation, biological process: attachment of mitotic spindle microtubules to kinetochore.